AUGUUUAUGUAUCCACGUAAGGGUCUCAUCACCGAUCCAUACAACCAAGAAGACAUCAUCAUACAAGACGAUCAGUUCCCACCCGAGUUCGCUGAGAACUCUCAGCAGUACCAGCAAUCGUACUUGCAACCACCUUUCCAGUACCAAGAGAACCAGUUCGCCUCUCCGCCCUCCUCCGCUCCGUCCUCACCCACUUUCUCUUCCCCGACCUUCUCCAUUACACACCCACCUCAGGCGCUUGACAGCCAGUCUUACGGGGCUCCUUCGAUGACCCCGGCCUCUUCCUAUAAUCCGUCCUUGGACAUUCAGAGCUCUGCCUCGCCACCAUCACAGCAAUAUCUGUCACAAUACCCUCAAUACUAUUCGCCCAUGUUGGCCCAACCGCCUCUAGCUCCCAGCAACCAAGCUUGGGAUGGCAACUUGCAGCUGUUGAGCCCCGCUCGCAUUCCUUCCUACCCCCAGAAGGCCUCUCCUAGCUCGACUUCUUCACGAUCUGCACCCAUCUCUCAACAUCGACGAUCUGAUAGCUCUAACAAGCCGCUCCCCACACCGGUGCAGACUCCUCUCCAGAACUCUUUCUUGGCGCCGGCAUUCCAAAAUUACGACCCAUUGAUCAAUGAUGGGAGCAGUGUGGAAGCCGAGUUUGCGAUGAGACGGGCGAUUAUCGACCAGCAAUAUAAGCACCAACAUUCAUCCCCUCCUCAGCACCAGCAGGGCGAGUACUCGCAUUCUUUGGCUCCCUCCGUUUCUACUGUCAGCCAGAAUUCGCCAGUGACCCCGCAGACUACUCUUGACGAGCUUGAGGACGCUUCCAAGUCGAUGACCAAUGGUGAGACCCGAUUUCCUGAAUUUGACCGGUGGAUGGACCAGUACUUACAAAGCGACGUAUUCUCAGAAUACGCCAACGGUAACGCUGGAAUGCCAAUUGGCGUCACUAAGCUCAACCGCACCAUCUCCGAUAUUUACCAAGACGAGCUUUACAACCCAUCCAUGAUGGCCGCUCCCCAGAUGUCCAAGCCGAUGAGCCAGAAUUCGAUGGCUUCUCGCAAUGUUAUCGCCGACCGAUUGCAGGCUGCUAACCAGGGCCACAUGUCUGCUCGCUCCCAGUCCCCAGUUUCUGGCAUGAUUAAGCGCGAACGAUCACCCUUCCGCCAAAACUCUCCGUUCACAUCCGAUAUGAAUGCGUCCGGUUUGCAACCGCAGAUGGCUACGAGCGUUCCCAUGUCUCACAAUGGCAUGUCUAUCGCUUCUACGAUGAGCCAGAGUGAUCUAAAGACCAUGUCCCCCAAGGAUGCGGUCUUGGAUUUCAACGAGGGUGAAGAUGCCGCUAUGGCUCCUCUUUUCCCUCCCCAGCAGGCCGAUUUCAACCUUGGUGAUGCCCUUGGACUGCGCCGCGAGAGCUCAGGAUCAUCGCUUCAGCCAGCUUUGACCACCAUGGACGCAUUCCCUUCCCAAUACGCCCCGGUCCCGCAAGCGCCUUUCGCUUUCGCUCAGCAAAGCCACCACCCUCAUAAUUACAUGCAGCAGCAGUCUAAGCUCAUUUCCGACCUUCCUCGGGUGGACUCCAACGGUAGCGAUCUACACUCUUCUGCGGAUAUGACCCCGCAAGCUCACGCCAAGCCAAUCUCCCGACCCACCAACACCAAUUCAGACGCGGGCACUUACACCUGUACCUAUCAUGGCUGUACCCUUCGAUUUGAAUCGCCUGCUAAGCUUCAGCGACACAAGCGUGAGGCGCACCGACAGACUUCCCCUGGUGGUCAUUUGAUUACUCGGGAUACUUCGCUACGCAAUUCUCAGGCGGGCCCGCACAAGUGCGAGCGUCUCAACCCAUCUACUGGAAAGCCUUGCAAUUCUGUCUUCUCUCGCCCUUACGAUCUGACUCGUCAUGAGGAUACGAUCCACAAUGCACGCAAGCUCAAGGUACGGUGCCACUUGUGCACCGAAGAGAAGACAUUUAGUCGCAACGACGCUCUCACCCGACACAUGCGGGUGGUGCACCCAGAGGUUGAUUGGCCAGGCAAGCAGCGUCGCCGGGGAAGAGAUUGA
Molecule: messenger RNA, 2049 nt
Organism: Penicillium verhagenii
Lineage: Eukaryota; Fungi; Ascomycota; Eurotiomycetes; Eurotiales; Aspergillaceae
Product: stress-regulated transcription factor RPN4
Exons: 1
Coding region: 1-2049 (682 amino acids)
Biological process (GO): regulation of transcription by RNA polymerase II
Cellular component (GO): nucleus
Source: RefSeq, a predicted model, not a curated record